GCUGUAAUUGCAGCUUAAGGUUGUUGUGUUCAAUUUAAAGGUUAUGCUGUGAGAGAGCUUUAACGUUGGGCCUUUCGGAACCAUUCGUUAACCUAUCAGCCUAACAAAGUUCAAAAGACAGUUAUGGAGCCGAAUUGUUAGUUGGCCAGCUACUCGGAAAGAACCUUUACAUUUAUUGGCGGGAAUGGACCACUCAUCCUCCACGGAUUCUUUGUGAAACAAUUGCUUUUCUUUUGUAAUUCUCUGUCAAACUUAUUGUACGUUUUGCAAUGAAUGAAGUGGAGCUUGCCUCUGAUCAGGUUUUGGAUCAGAAUUCACCUAAAGCAAUGGAUCAACCAUCAAGUUCAAGCAAAACUCCCACCGUUUCAUUCUUUGCUCUAUUUUCUGCAGCUGAUAAAAUUGAUUACUUCUUGAUGUUUUUUGGAAGUCUAGGGGCAUGCAUUCAUGGUGCUUCACUUCCUGUUUUCUUUAUCUUUUUCGGUCGUAUGAUUGAUUCCCUUGGAAAUCUAGCUUCCGAUCCUCAAAAAAUGUCUACACAAGUUUCCAAGCAUGCCUUGUACUUGGUGUAUUUGGGGCUUGUGGUUUUUGUAUCAGCAUGGAUAGGUGUUGCUUUGUGGAUGCAAACUGGGGAGAGGCAAACAGCUCGUUUGCGUCUCAAGUACCUUCAAUCUGUUUUAAGGAAGGAUAUGAAUUUUUUCGACACAGAAGCCAGAGAUUCCAACAUCAUGUUCCACAUCUCCAGUGAUGCGAUACUAAUACAAGAUGCAAUAGGUGACAAGACAGGCCAUGCCAUGCGCUACCUUUCUCAGUUCAUUGUUGGAUUUGCCAUAGGAUUUGUAUAUGUGUGGCAACUAACACUCCUCACCUUGGCUGUGGUUCCGUUGAUAGCUGUUGCUGGGGGAGCUUAUACUGUGAUCAUGUCUACCUUAUCAGAGAAAGGUGAGGCUGCUUAUGCUGAGGCUGGCAAGGUUGCAGAAGAGGUUAUUUCACAAAUUCGCACUGUAUACUCAUUUGUAGGAGAGGAUAAAGCAAUUGAAGCAUAUUCUAAGUCCCUUAAUAAAGCACUUAAAUUGGGGAAGAAAAGUGGGGUUGCAAAAGGAGUUGGUGUUGGAUUUACAUAUGGGCUAUUGUUUUGUGCUUGGGCAUUGCUUCUCUGGUAUGCCAGCAUCCUUGUUAGGCAUCACCACAUAAAUGGGGCAAAAGCUUUCACAAUGAUUAUCAAUGUCAUUUUUAGUGGAUUUGCUCUUGGUCAAGCUACUCCAAACCUUGCUGCUAUUGCUAAAGGCCGGGCUGCCGCCGCCAAUAUCAUUAACAUGAUCAAGAAAGACUCUUGUCCUUCUAACAGCUCAGAAGAUGGAAUUGAGUUGCCAGAAGUAGAUGGGAAAAUCGAAUUUUGCAAUAUCUGUUUCUCUUACCCCUCACGACCCAAUAUGGUCUUUGAGAAUCUGAGCUUUUCUGUAAGUGCCGGGAAAACCUUUGCAGUUGUUGGUCCCAGUGGCUCAGGAAAGAGCACUGUUAUAUCUAUGGUUCAACGUUUCUAUGAACCCAAUUCAGGUAAAAUACUAUUGGAUGGACAUGAUCUCAAGACUCUUCGCCUCAAAUGGCUGAGAGAACAGCUUGGAUUGGUAAGUCAGGAACCAGCGUUAUUUGCCACAACUAUAGCUGAUAAUAUUUUGUUUGGUAAAGAAGAUGGAAGGAUGGAUCAGGUUAUUGAAGCUGCCAAAGUUGCCAAUGCACAUUCUUUUGUUCAACAAUUACCUGAUGGCUAUCAAACUCAGGUGGGGGAGGGAGGAACUCAGCUUUCUGGUGGACAAAAGCAAAGAAUUGCUAUAGCAAGAGCAGUGUUGAGAAAUCCAAAGAUACUACUUUUGGAUGAGGCUACUAGUGCUCUUGAUGCAGAAUCAGAGCUCAUUGUUCAGCAGGCCCUGGAUAAAAUCAUGUCAAAUCGGACUACUAUCAUUGUCGCACACCGGCUAUCCACUAUUCGAGAUGUCGACACCAUCAUUGUCUUGAAGAAUGGCCAAGUUGCUGAGAGUGGGAACCAUUUGGACUUGAUAUCUAAGGGAGGAGAGUAUGCAAGUCUAGUGGGUUUGCAAGUAUCAGAACAUUUAAAACAUUCAAAUUCAAUAGGUCAUUCUGAAGCUGAUGGGAAUUCUAGCUUUGGAGAACUUCCGCACAGUCAUAACAACCCGCUGAAUUUUAAGUCAAUCUCAACAGGAGAGGUGCAGUCAAAUGAUGAAAGAAUCGACUUAGCCAACCAUGCUUCAACUGCAUCGAUUUGGGAACUGCUGAAGUUAAAUUCACCAGAAUGGCCUUGUGCACUGCUUGGUUCAUUGGGUGCAGUUUUGGCUGGCAUGGAAGCUCCUAUGUUUGCACUAGGGAUAACACAUGUCCUGACUGCAUUUUAUUAUCCUGAUGCUUCUGAAAUGAGACAUGAGAUUCAAAGGGUAGUUUUGAUUUUUGUGGGACUGGCUGUGAUUACCAUUCCUAUAUAUCUUCUGCAACAUUAUUUCUACACUUUGAUGGGAGAGCGUCUUACCGCUCGUGUUCGUCUAUCGAUGUUCUCAGCUAUCCUUUCCAAUGAGAUUGGCUGGUUUGAUUUAGAUGAGAACAAUACCGGCUCGCUAACAUCAACUUUGGCUGCUGAUGCAACUUUGGUGCGGAGUGCUCUUGCUGACCGCCUCUCAACAGUCGUGCAGAAUGUGGCACUUACAGUUACAGCAUGUGUUAUUGCCUUUACACUAAGUUGGCGCGUAGCAUCUGUUGUUGUUGCCUCCUUACCUCUGCUUGUUGGAGCUUCUAUAGCUGAGCAACUUUUUCUCAAGGGGUUUGGAGGAGACUAUCAUGCUUACUCUAGAGCAACUUCUGUGGCACGAGAAGCACUCACCAAUAUUCGCACAGUUGCUGCAUUCGGGGCUGAAGAACGAAUCUCCAUUCAGUUUGCCUCUGAACUAAACAAACCAAACAAGCAAGCGCUCUUACGAGGACAUGUAUCAGGGUUUGGGUAUGGCAUUACUCAGCUAUUUGCUUUUGGUUCCUAUGCCCUUGGCCUUUGGUAUGCGUCAAUCCUUAUCACACACAGGGAUUCCAACUUUGGGAACAUCAUGAAGUCCUUCAUGGUUUUGAUAAUCACUGCACUAGCUAUAGCAGAAACUCUUGCUCUUACACCAGACAUUGUGAAAGGUACACAGGCACUUGCACCAGUUUUUAGCAUUCUCCAUAGGAAAACAGCUAUAGACCCUGAGAAUCCGACAUCAAAAAUGGUGGCUGAUAUCAAAGGGGAUAUAGAUUUCAGAAAUGUGAAUUUCAAGUACCCUGCCAGGCCUGACAUCACCAUUUUUCAGCAGUUAAAUCUCAAAGUUCCAGCAGGCAGAAGUCUUGCUGUAGUUGGUCAAAGUGGAUCAGGAAAGAGUACAAUAAUUGCCCUACUGCUGAGAUUCUAUGAUCCCAUUUCUGGAACAAUUUUGAUUGAUGGAUGUGAGAUUAAAACCUUAAACUUGAAAUCACUAAGGCUAAAGAUAGGUUUGGUGCAACAAGAGCCAGCAUUAUUCUCCACAACUAUUUAUGAAAACAUCAGGUAUGGGAAUGAAAAUGCCUCAGAAAUUGAGAUAAUGAAGGCAGCAAAAGCAGCAAAUGCUCAUGGAUUUAUCAGCAGAAUGCCUGAAGGAUACCAAACUCAUGUGGGUGAUAGGGGACUGCAGUUAUCAGGGGGACAGAAACAGAGAGUGGCAAUUGCUAGAGCAAUGCUCAAAAACCCUUCCAUUCUUCUUCUGGACGAAGCUACUAGUGCACUGGAUACAGAAUCUGAGAAGACGGUUCAAGAGGCUCUAAAUAAGCUUAUGGAAGGAAGAACAACAAUUUUGGUAGCUCAUAGGUUGUCAACAAUUCGCGAUGCAGAUAGCAUAGCUGUAUUACAACAUGGGAAAGUAGCUGAAAUUGGCAGCCAUACACAGCUGAUAGGAAAACCUGAUAGUAUCUAUAAGCAAUUAGUUAGCCUGCAACAAGAAACAAGCAGAAAGUUAUACUGAGUGAAUUAUCUUCCACAUUUUGCUGUCUAUAACUAAAGGUUUUCUUAAGAAAAUCUCCAUUUGAAACACUGCAUAUUCUUCAAGUUUGUAAGUUAAUUAAAAUUAUCAUACAAGAGUUCUAUAUACUUAAAUGUGCUGGAAUCGAAGGAAUGUUAAUGCUUUUUGUUAAUAUUCAAGCACUGAGAUAUCUUUUUGAUAUUUCUUUCUCUA
Messenger RNA from Ricinus communis (castor bean), 4238 nucleotides. RefSeq names its product ABC transporter B family member 13. The record is from RefSeq and is a predicted model, not a curated record. Bases 270 to 4028 code for a protein of 1252 amino acids. NCBI's taxonomy places the organism in Eukaryota, Viridiplantae, Streptophyta, Magnoliopsida, Malpighiales, Euphorbiaceae. The transcript is spliced from 10 exons. Gene Ontology annotation, cellular component: membrane. Gene Ontology annotation, molecular function: ATP binding; ATP hydrolysis activity; ABC-type transporter activity. Gene Ontology annotation, biological process: transmembrane transport.